AUGACACUGAUGACGCCUCCUCCAAUGGAACCUGAGGACGACGAGAUGCUUGUACCUCAUUCUGAUUUUCCAGUUGAAGGUCCUCAACCUAUGGAAGUUGCUCCCGCGGAAGCUACGAGUACGGGUGAUGUGCAGGCAGCCGAUGAUCCGCCAUCAGCUCGCUUUACUUGGACAAUUGAGAACUUCUCGAGGCUGAACGUCAAGAAGCUAUAUUCAGAAGUCUUCUACGUCGGAGGAUAUAAAUGGCGCGUGCUAAUUUUUCCUAAAGGGAAUAAUGUGGACCAUUUAUCCAUGUAUCUCGAUGUUGCCGAUUCAACAACAUUGCCAUAUGGUUGGAGCAGAUAUGCCCAGUUUAGCUUGGCUGUGGCCAAUCAGAUUCAUGGAAAGUACACUGUUAGGAAAGAUACGCAACACCAAUUUAAUGCAAGGGAAAGUGACUGGGGUUUCACUUCAUUUAUGCCUCUUAGUGAACUAUAUGAUCCAAGUAGAGGUUAUCUAGUGAAUGACACUUGCAUCGUGGAAGCUGAUGUUGCUGUUCGUAGAGUUUCUGAGUAUCUUUCCCAUGACUCGAAAAAAGAAACCGGCUAUGUUGGACUCAAGAAUCAGGGAGCUACUUGUUACAUGAAUUCUCUCCUACAAACAUUGUAUCACAUCCCAUAUUUUAGAAAGGCUGUGUACCACAUGCCAACAACAGAGAACGAUAUGCCAUCAGGAAGCAUCCCUUUAGCAUUGCAGAGCUUAUUCUAUAAGCUUCAAUAUAGCGACACUAGUGUUGCAACAAAAGAGUUGACAAAGUCAUUCGGGUGGGAUACAUACGACUCGUUCAUGCAGCAUGACGUUCAAGAACUUAAUAGGGUUCUUUGUGAGAAACUUGAGGACAAAAUGAAGGGAACUGUUGUGGAGGGUACAAUUCAGCAAUUAUUUGAAGGUCACCACAUGAAUUACAUUGAAUGCAUUAAUGUGGACUUCAAGUCUACGAGGAAAGAAUCUUUUUAUGAUCUUCAACUUGACGUGAAAGGAUGCAAGGAUGUAUAUGCUUCGUUUGACAAAUAUGUAGAAGUUGAACGCCUAGAGGGUGAUAACAAAUAUCACGCUGAACAAUAUGGAUUGCAGGAUGCAAGGAAAGGUACUCUGUUCAUCGACUUCCCUCCUGUUCUUCAGCUUCAGUUAAAACGAUUUGAGUAUGAUUUUAUACGAGAUACCAUGGUUAAGAUAAAUGAUCGUUAUGAGUUCCCAUUGCAACUUGAUCUUGAUAGGGAGAAUGGAAAGUAUCUUUCUCCUGAGGCUGAUCGGAGUGUGAGGAAUCUCUACACUCUUCACAGUGUAUUGGUUCAUAGUGGAGGGGUUCAUGGUGGACACUAUUAUGCAUACAUCAGGCCAACUUUAUCAGACCAAUGGCUCAAAUUUGAUGAUGAACGUGUUACAAAAGAGGACAUGAAGCGGGCAUUGGAAGAGCAGUAUGGUGGUGAAGAAGAGCUGCCACAGGCAAAUCCUGGCUUCAACAAUACACCAUUCAAGUUUACUAAGUAUUCAAAUGCAUACAUGCUUGUGUAUAUACGUGAAAGUGACAAAGAGAAAAUAAUAUGCAAUGUGGAUGAAAAGGAUAUUGCAGAACAUUUGAGGAUAAGGUUGAAGAAAGAACGAGAAGAAAAGGAGCAAAAGAGAAAGGAAAAAGCAGAGGCUCAUCUCUACACGAUCAUUAAGGUUGCUCGUGAUGAGGACCUGACUAAGCAAAUUGGAAAAGAGAUAUACUUUGACCUGGUGGAUCAUGAUAAAGUCCGUUGUUUCCGAAUUCAGAAACAGUUGCCUUUUAAUCUUUUCAAGGAGGAAGUUGCGAAGGAAUUUGGUAUUCCAGUGCAAUGCCAACGCUUCUGGCUAUGGGCAAAGCGACAGAACCACACAUACCGGCCCAAUAGGCCUUUGACUCCUCAUGAGGAGGGUCAAUCUGUUGGGCAACUGAGAGAGGUAUCUAAUAAAGCAAACAAUGCUGAACUGAAAUUAUUCUUGGAAGUGGAGAUGGGCCUGGACUUGCGGCCGAUUCCUUUACCUGAUAAAUCUAAGGAGGAAAUUCUUUUGUUCUUCAAACUUUAUGACCCUUUCAAGGAGGAAUUGCGUUAUGUUGGGCGAUUGUUUGUGAAAGGUAGUGGCAAACCUAUUGAAGUCUUGGGUAAGCUAAAUGACAUGGCUGGUUUUGCUCCUGAUGAAGAAAUUGAGCUUUUUGAGGAAAUUAAAUUUGAACCUACCGUCAUGUGCGAGCAUAUUGACAAGAAGGCCAAUUUUCGAGCUAGUCAGCUUGAAGAUGGCGAUAUUAUCUGCUUUCAAAAGUCUCUUUUGGGUCAAAAUGUUGACCAGUGUCGUUAUCCUGAUGUUCCUUCAUUUUUGGAAUAUGUGCAUAAUCGCCAGGUUGUACGCUUCCGGUCGCUGGAGAAACCUAAGGAGGAUGAGUUCUCUCUUGAGUUGUCAAAGCAGAAUAACUAUGAUGAAGUUGUUGAAAGUGUUGCUCGUCACCUGAAUUUGGAUGACCCAUCUAAAAUUAGGCUUACGUCGCACAACUGUUAUUCUCAACAGCCAAAACCCCAACCAAUAAAGUACAGAGGUGUUGAUCAUCUUACGGACAUGUUGAUUCACUACAAUCAGUCCUCUGAUAUUUUGUAUUAUGAGGUCUUGGAUAUUCCUUUACCUGAACUUCAAGGUCUGAAAACUCUCAAAGUUGCUUUUCAUCAUGCCACCAAGGAUGAAGUAGUUAUUCACACAAUCAGAUUGCCGAAACAGAGCACUGUGGGGGAUGUUAUUAAUGAUCUGAAGACAAAGGUUGAGUUGUCUCAUCCCAACGCCGAACUGAGAUUGCUAGAGGUUUUCUAUCACAAAAUUUAUAAGAUCUUUCCUCUCCAUGAAAAAAUUGAGAACAUAAAUGAUCAAUAUUGGACUCUACGUGCUGAAGAGAUUCCAGAAGAGGAGAAAAAUCUUGGGCCCCAUGAUCGUUUAAUUCAUGUCUAUCAUUUUAUGAAAGAUGCCUCUCAGAACCAAGUGCAAGUCCAGAAUUUCGGGGAGCCCUUUUUCCUUGUUAUUCAUGAAGGUGAAACACUGGCUGAUGUUAAAUUACGUAUACAAAAGAAGUUGCAGGUUCCAGAUGAGGAGUUUUCAAAGUGGAAGUUUGCAUUUCUAUCUUUGGGUCGUCCCGAGUACCUUCAGGACACUGAUAUUGUAUCCCUUCGCUUUCAGAGGAGAGAUGUUUAUGGUGCGUGGGAGCAGUAUCUUGGGUUGGAGCACUCUGACAACGCUCCCAAAAGGUCCUAUGCAGCAUAUCAGAAUCGGCAUGCACAUGAGAAGCCUGUGAAAAUUUAUAAUUAG
Molecule: messenger RNA, 3351 nt
Organism: Oldenlandia corymbosa var. corymbosa
Lineage: Eukaryota; Viridiplantae; Streptophyta; Magnoliopsida; Gentianales; Rubiaceae
Source: the annotation of a GenBank genome assembly